Aaosphaeria arxii CBS 175.79 is the source of this 6475-nucleotide messenger RNA. RefSeq lists its product as uncharacterized. The record is from RefSeq and is a predicted model, not a curated record. Gene Ontology annotation, cellular component: Cul8-RING ubiquitin ligase complex; nucleus. Gene Ontology annotation, biological process: replication fork processing; double-strand break repair via homologous recombination. The transcript is spliced from 6 exons. Bases 28 to 6297 code for a protein of 2089 amino acids. Lineage: Eukaryota; Fungi; Ascomycota; Dothideomycetes; Pleosporales.
ACACAUACUGCGACAUGUCCAGGCCCAAUGUCCCAAUGGAAGGUCAAAGGUUACGUCCAGGAUUCAGAUGAGGAUGAAGUGGAUCUUGAAAAUACACUCGCCAGUGCUUCAUAUCCCAGCCAAACUACAAAGCCGGAACGCGUCUUGGACGUGACGCCCACUCAACCGACUCCAGUAUACGCACAAUCGAACAAUUCGGAGAAAGACCAGAAUGAUGACUACGAUGAAAAAGCUGAAACGCUACCAGAAAAGGCCGCUUCAUGUGCUGACAACCCGCCUGCCAUAUCGAACCCAUUUGGCCUCGAGCUAUUGUCCAAUUCGUCUGAUAGCGACCCACUUUCCGAACCACCAUCUGACAGCGAGCUCGAUGUCGUUUUCGCAUCUCCAAAGCGCCAGGUUGGAGUUCGGGUGGUCAUCCCACAACCUGAAAUUACCCCACAAGAUACGGAUGCGUAUAUGAUUGCACGCUCAUUUCGGCCGCGGAAGCCUAUCCAGCUCCAUCCAUACUUGAUCGACGGAGAAAAACACAGAAGAGAGUGGCAGGGCAUGGGGUUGAGGCCUAUAGGGAGGCCGAAGUCACCACCGCGUAGAUCAGCUCAGACGGAAGCUGAGUCUCAGGAACAAGAGUUCGACCCUGGCCAAAGUAGUCCGGCGAACCGUUCAAUUUCUCCUAUCACUCGACGGCGUCGUCGGAGUUCAAGUAUCGAAGAGUCUCCGAACAACUCCCCAAAAUCCAGGAACGGAAAUCCUGGAGGAGAAGAUCUGAUAACCUCUAAAUCUUCAUAUCUCGUUGGGUCAUCAUCGAGGAAACGUACCAUUGACUCUUCCAAUACACCAUUGCAUACCUCGAAGGCACGUGUAUCGGUACAAACUUCGAAAGUUCGCCCUCGUGGCACUUUAGCCGCUAGGGUGAACGAUAUAUGGGAUGUGCCGCAAUCGCCCCCAUAUUCAAGUAGCCCAAUGUUGGAUGGCUUGCCGCAUUCAAUACGAAGAAAUGCAGGACCUAGUAUGGCGACAGUUUUACCUGGUUUGCAAACGCCCUCAACAUCGUCCGGAAGAGGAAGUGAAUUUCCUCUUGAUCUACAACCUAUUGUAGACUCCGACUCCGACUCCGACUCAGAUCCAAUUGUUGUGCCGUCGACGUCUCGUCCCGGACCAAUCCCAAUCCCAAUCCAGAGCAGUGAACAUGGUUCUUCUUCGAGCUCAGAGGAAAGUUCAUCGGAAGCAGACAACAGUACAGUGCUUCAAAAUCGGAAACGAAUCAGAGGUGUUCUUCCUGCGUCAUGGUUGCGAUUCGACAAACAUGCCCAAGAGAAGCGAAACACGAACAUCCACGCUGCUGCAUCUGAUUCGCCAACUCGCGAACAGGCAGAACCACAGCGCGGUGUCGCUCGAACAAUUACUAAACGCCAUGAGAGUGCAUAUAGUGCUUCGGCGCUGAGUAGGAGCACUCAAAAGCCUAUUGUUGUGCUCGACGAUACGGAUAGCGAAGCUGAAACACCAUCUCGGAAUGAUUUGGGACACAUCGCUCGCGAUGUUCAAAAUGCGUCGCGAAUAGCCGCGUCCUUAGAUGAUCGGUACGCAGAUGAUAAUUUAUCAGACAUGGAAAAUGAUCAUUUGCAUCUAUUCACUCUCGGCUCGUCCUCAAGAAAGGUUGCAACUAGAAAGCGCAAACAUCAAACAAAACUUAUCGACGCAUUUGAAAAUUCGAAGAAGCCAAAAUUUGCAGAUGAUAAUCCCAGAGCUCCAAGGGUAUCUGGUACUACGCGCAAUUCUUUGCCAAGAAAAAAGCAACAGACCGCACGGAGGAAGAGCAAGGCCCCUGAUUUGAGUAUAGUAGACAUCGACCAGCGUUCGAGUCAAUCCAGUCACGAUCUUCCACAAUUCCUUAAACUGGCAUUGAGAGCGGCUCGCAAGCGCCCUAAUCAAGGCCGACAGAGUCCACGCAACAAAUACGUCCGACUACACACGUCUGCCGAUACCCAAGACGCAAAUGUAAUGCUACGACGAUGGAAAAGAGGGGAUCUGAAGCCCAAAUCGCCGGUGAAACCAUCUGGAUCUGGUCUGUCGACGCGUCAACCUCUUCUUGAGCGUCGCUCCUAUCAACAGAAGCCUGCGGGGCCUGCCUCGAGCAUCAUUCCUUCGAAUGAGCAGCGUGAAAGGGCGCCACAAGAAAAUCAGAUAGAAGCAUCAGGGCAUCGACUGGAUGCUCUCGGUGAGACUGCCGCCCCUAAUUCCAGUGGACUACCACCUAUCUCCGUAUCUCGACCUACAGUGCGAUUGGUAUCGAACUCUCGGAGAUUGAUUUUGCCGUCAGCGCGUCGGAAGACACCUACAUAUAGGGCUGCACAACUUGAAGGACCAGAGUCGCAAUAUGGCCGAACUGGCAGAAAGAUAGCUUUUGAGCGAGGGCUACAACAGGCCAACAAGUACUUUGCACCAAACUUGUCGGACCCAUCCUUGAAUCCGCAACUAGCACGGUUCUUGGCAGACGAUGAUGCUGUGCGACCAGUCCCCAAGGCUAACAAAGAGGAUGGGGGGAAUACCCGCAACGUAGAGACGACAAAGACGCGAAGAGCCUUACGCAAAGCUCCAGCGAGAAGGGUUGACAUCGAGACUCGAGAAUACAGACAGCCGAGUGAUCCUCCACUACUAGAAAUCAUCCAGGGUGAAGACGGUGAACAGUCUGCACCAAUAAGUACAGUGGAGCUCCAAGGUCUUGGUCCAUUUGGCACUCGAUAUGCCACUAACUUCGAUGUUUCCCCACUGACGGUAGGCACUUAUUUCGGAUCGGCCACAUUCAUCGGCAGUGAAGAGCUCUAUCAUGCCCUUCACUUCAAUGAUCGAAAUCUAGAUAUGCCUGCUGGGCAUUACCAGAUCUACCAUGAUGGCCAAACUGUAGAUUGUGGUGAUUGGAAUGACGAAACCUAUUCCCAGAUCACUUCAGUCACGGACUCUGCUUCCACGCUGUUGGCAGAUCUUGAGCCGCUAGACACCGAGAGACUGGGGACUCUGGACAAAGCCUGUCAAGCACUCUCCUCUUUUUUGAGGUCAUUGAUCAAGUUCUUCACCUCAUACUUGAGCUUCUCAGAUCCCGUAGACCGCCGGAGCUUUGCAGUCAAUCUCAGACUAUACUCGGAAUCGUUAUUCCUCAAAAUUCGUUCAGUCCAUGAUUCAACGAUCACGCCGGUCUCGAAGACUGAGAAGGCUCCUUCAAGUAUUCGAGCCCUGACCUACCUAGCCGUCAUUGUCGUUCAGGUCAGAAAAAUUGCUCAGGAUGCAGUGGUCGAACCAGCCGUUGUGGAAGAGUUGACAGUCCUCCUUAAAUCUAUCUCGACGCUCAUAGUAGCAUAUUUGGCCGACCAAGGACUUCCCCUCAUACAUCAGUUUCUGGAUCAAAACAAGAGAUACAGCAUACGCGAGAGUGGUAUCCAAGAUCAGGACAUCGUUGUUGAAAGUAUUGUUGUCUGUAUGCAUGUUUUGGAAAGUCAAAACAUCCCCAACUCGUCAUUUUGGGAUCUUCUUAGCCUGGAGCUCAGUACAAAGUCGAGUAAUGCCAUCCAGGUAAAGACUUUCGACUCUGUGUGGGCUGCCGCUUUCACCUUCCUACCCAUAAUUGAAUUCGAUGCGUCGGGUAUUCUUGUUGUCAAUCGCAGAUCAUCGUUUUCCAAUGAUAAUUGGGGUUUUGUACGGGACCUAUUAAAGCGUCUUCUCCAAUUGUACCCGGAAAGCUCAAGGCACAAUCGGAAUUCUUUGAAUGAAUAUACUUGGAAUUGGAAGCGAUGCGACCCUGCCCUCAAUGUUCUUUUCGAUUUCUUCGCAAAAAACGGAUCUCCUAGAUUUCUGGAGCAUCUCUCAGAAAAUCCCAGCCUAGAUGUGGAACCAAACGACAACGCCUUUCACAUUUUUCUGAAAUGUAUGGCAAUUGGGUUGCACGGCUUGUCCGUUGUUUAUCCCGAGAAGAAGUUACGUAGCAUUGUCUUUCGCUGGACUCCUAACCAUGGACGGAGUUACCCUAAAGAACAGACGCUGGAUGCAGAUAGCCUGGUAGCUCUUCGAAAUCACCAUGACCUGCUCUCGACGCUACAUUGGGCCUCACCGCCCAAAUGUAGGCCAAGGUUGAGCCUGCUUCGUGGACUUGUACACCACGAAUCUUCCCAUCGAGAAGCUUGCAGGCUCAAUCUCUCCACAGAUGAGUCCUACGAAGCGUUGCAGCCCUUUGCCAGUUGGCAUGAGGAAAUCAUGACUCAAACUCUCAAGCAAUACAGACAAGCCAAAACGGAAGCAGAUGAAUACUUGAAGAACAGUGGACGGGAAGAUACAAGUGAAAUCACUGCUCACAUGGUUCGGUCCACAAUCAACAAGAAUCAAGAACAAGUCAUUGCCACUCUUCGAGACUGCAUCGCGGGGAUGCUCAAAGCAGUAAAAUCCCAUCCGGCACAAGCCCUUAUGAAGUCGUUUCUUACAGACUCUGGCCUAGUCAAACUGCUUGAACUCACUCAUCUAGAAGAUAGUCGAUUGACCAUCGUUAUUCGAGAGACCCUUGCCGUAUUCAGGGAGUACGCCAUCUCACAACAGCAACCGAUUGUCGAAAAGGAUAGUCAACAGACGAGUGAUGAAAGCCAAGACUACGGUGAUCCUGUUGACUGGGACGAUCUUGACGGGAUGGAGCAAGAAAAUACGGCACCACAAUCCUUCGAUUUCAUCAUGACACCUCUCUGGAGCUUGUUAUCAAAUGCAUUCGGUGCUGAACGUGCACCUGACGACAACUUUCUCAUGGACUGUGUGCAAACCUGGAUUUUGGUCGCAAACUGUCGAAUAAAGGUUGGGGGAGGAUCAUGGUCUGAAUACGGAGUCUGGAAAUGGCAGUCGCUACGCCACACGGUUCAAUGGCGCAAGUUCACGCCGUACUUCUUGGCUUCUCUUAUUGAAGGCGACGCUCAUGCCUAUGAUGAGCUCCGUGAUGAGGUGCUCACCACUUUACUCACAUGCCUUGCCGAGCGAGACUCAUUGCUUCGGUUUCAGUACAAGCUCUUACUCGCCAUCAUUCAAGUCGACUCUUCACACCCACUUCUCGAUAAUUUGCCCUUUUAUCGAGACGAAUCGUCCGGAACAUUUGAUGUUACUUCGGAAACUUUGCGAGCCAGGCGCCGUUCCCUGAUUUCCAGUAUUCUCGCGAAUAUGAGGAAUAAUUUGCAUAAGACCCAGAUCGAACACACCGAGCAAGCAGCGCAGCUCAGGAGCAAAUACGCCAGCAUGCUUAACGAAUUCAUGAAUGCUAUGAAAUACAAUUAUGAGCAGCUUCGCCAAGGUACCGUUGCUACAGGUUCCUACGUCGAGUUCGUACAAACAGUGGUGCAGUAUCUCAAGCAAUACACGUCCGACAUAUGCCCGGUCAACCGUUUCUUUGAGGAUUCCUCGUCGUUCCCUCUUCCGGCCACGGAUCCACACUACGUUGUGGGACGUUUGCAAGGAUAUGCACCAAAGCUCGUGAAACCUGGUAUUGCAAAACAGCUUUUCACCUUCAUCCAAACCGUCACAGAGCGAGCAGCCUCUGACAGCCAACAACCAUACCUUGCCAGUCAGCUGAUCACGACGUUGACAGAUCAGAGCACCAGUUUGACCGAUAGAAGUGCACUCCGCAACAUCCUCCUGCAGGGAAUCUUCCCGGCUUACAUAAAAUCUGCUUUCUCCAGUCCUAUGGCUUUUGUGGUUGCGCAACCAAUACUGCAGUCGCUUGGGCCAAUCUUAGAGGCAAUGCUUUUCGAUCUACGCGUCAUGGAUGGUCAUAACCUCCAGACCAAUCUGGGCAACUUCGCCGAAAACUUGACGGCAAACUACCAAGUGCUGGAAAGGCCUUACGUCCUGCAUGCUCUGUACUUGAACCUAAUCAUCAUGACUUCUGCUCUGCCUAUACUAGACUACGUUGCAGGGCGGACAGGUGUAACGCGUCAACCACCUCGACUUGUGUCAUACAUUUCGGAUCUUACCAUAUGUGUUGCUCAAGUCAUCCACGGUCAAGUCCCCGACAUUGCACCUUCUUUCGAGCUUCCUUCAACGGACCUAACUGAGCAAUACGGAGAAAUACUGUCCUUCAGUACGAAAAGCCUUGGGUCUAGCCUCGCAAAGAAUUGGGCAACAGACUAUGGCAGAGUCUUCUUUGGGCAAGGGCGAAUGCGGAAAGAAGUCAUCAUGGAUAUAGGCAGCUUGGAAGAGGAGCAGAGUAGGGUCACAAGUGCAAUCGAGAAGUGGCACAGUACUGUUCAGUGGCUAUUUGGAGACAUGGAGAUCAGCUAGGAUGGCUGAAGGUUACUACAUUCUACCCUCACAGAAUGGAUUUAGUCAUCUUCGUGGAAGGGAGAAGGUACUCGUUAUAUCAUCGCGUUAUUCAGCGGCAUUGUCAUCGGCGUUUCAUGGGCAUAAAGUCGCGUCAAAAAUCGUUUUGUAAUAGUUUAACGCAAUUCAAAAGCAUGAG